This is a messenger RNA of Arachis stenosperma, 718 nucleotides long. Its product is annotated as 60S ribosomal protein L27a-3. NCBI's taxonomy places the organism in Eukaryota, Viridiplantae, Streptophyta, Magnoliopsida, Fabales, Fabaceae. The record is from RefSeq and is a predicted model, not a curated record. Gene Ontology annotation, biological process: translation. The transcript has a single exon. The coding region runs from base 66 to 512 and encodes 148 amino acids. Gene Ontology annotation, molecular function: structural constituent of ribosome. Gene Ontology annotation, cellular component: ribosome; cytosolic large ribosomal subunit.
AUUGCUUCCCCUGUGGCCGCUCCAUUAUCACACACAGAAGCAGCAGCAGCAAACAAAGAGAGAAAAUGACGACAAGAUUCAAGAAGAACAGGAAGAAAAGAGGUCACGUCAGCGCCGGCCACGGGCGUAUUGGAAAGCACCGGAAGCACCCGGGAGGUCGUGGUAACGCCGGAGGAAUGCACCACCACCGCAUCCUCUUCGACAAGUACCAUCCCGGUUACUUCGGCAAGGUCGGUAUGCGGUACUUCCACAAGCUCCGCAACAAGUUCCAUUGCCCUAUCGUCAACAUUGACAAGCUCUGGUCGUUGGUUCCUCAAGAGUUGAAGGAUAAGGCCUCCAAGGACGGUACCAAGGCGCCGUUGAUUGACGUCACGCAAUUCGGUUACUUCAAGGUUUUGGGGAAGGGGAUUCUUCCUGAGAACCAACCUGUGGUCGUGAAGGCCAAGCUUGUUUCAAAGGUUGCGGAGAAGAAGAUCAAGGAGGCUGGUGGUGCUGUUGUUCUCACCGCUUGAUUUCUAGGGUAUUAUUCUAUUUUUGAAUAAUUUUAGGGUUUAUGCUUUUUACAUUUUUGGUUUUUGGACUAUUUUAAGAUGUUGGAUGUUGUUAUUAUUAUGAUAUACUUGAGCUGGGUUAGUUGAAGUGUUUGGCUCGUACUUUAGUCUAAUUUGUCUGUUGGAUGUUUGAUUAUAAAUUUGAAGUGGGGAUCAGAUUAAUUGGA